AUGGCGUCCUCCUUCCCGACCAAUCAAGCCAUCGUCGUAGGUGGCGGAUUGGGAGGUAUGUCUGCAGCAAAUACCGUCGUCGAAAGCGGGGGCCGCGUCGUGCUCCUGGACAAGUCGUCUUUCUGUGGCGGCAACAGUACCAAGGCCACCUCGGGCAUCAACGGUGCAGGCACGAAGACCCAGAAGGCAAAAGGAAUCCCGGACAAUGCCGACAUCUUCACCCAGGACACGCUGAAAGGCGGCGCAAAGAAGCCUGAGCUGGCGAAGCUCUUGUGCGUGAACAGCGCUGAGGACGUGGAUUGGCUGGUGGAGAAGUUCAACCUGGACUUGUCCCUCGUGGCCCGCCUGGGCGGCCAUUCGCAGCCCCGUACCCACCGAGGCAAGGAGCGCUUCCCCGGCAUGACCAUCACCUACGCCCUGAUCCAGAUGCUGGAGAAGGUCGCUGAGAAGACGGACCUGGCGCGCAUCAUCACGAAGGCCAAGGUCUUCAAGCUCGUGACAGAGGGCAAGGCCUGCGUGGGCUGCGUCUACGAGAAGGGCGGCCAGAACUUCCAGGAGUUCGGCCCCGUGAUCCUCGCAUCAGGCGGUUUCGGCGCCGACUUCACGCAGAACUCUUUGCUGGCCAAGUAUCGCCCGGACCUGCUGCACCUGCCCACCACCAACGGCGAGCACUGCACGGGCGACGGCAUCAAGAUGGGCGAGGAGAUCGGCGCGAAGACCAUCGACCUGGAGUGGGUGCAGGUCCAUCCGACCGGCCUCGUGAAGCCGGACGAUGCCGAUGCCAAGAUCAAGUUCCUCGCCGCCGAGGCCCUGCGCGGAGUGGGCGGCAUCAUCCUGAACGCGGAGGGCAAGCGAUUCUGCAACGAGCUGGGUCGCCGUGACUACGUCACGGGCGAGAUGUGGAAGAGCAAGCCGCCUUUCAGGCUCUGCCUCAACAAGGCUGCUUCCGAUGAGAUCAUCUGGCACUGCAAGCACUACACGGGCCGUGGUGUCAUGAAGUACUACGGCAGCGGCGCGGACCUCGCCAAGGACAUGGGCAUCUCCCUGUCCGUGAUCGAGCAGGCGCACGAGGAGCACUUCCAAGCGGCCAAGAAGACGGAGACGCACCCUGACGACGGCCCCUACCCUGCGUACCCCUCCGGCAAGUGCUGGGACGAGGCCAGCGGCAAGACGGGCAGCGGCAAGAAGUUCUUCCACAACAUCAUCCCUGGUGAUGCCGUGAAGAACGAGCCGUUCUACGUGGCCAUCAUCACGCCGGUGAUCCACUACUGCAUGGGUGGACUGCUCAUCGACACGGACUCCGCGUGCAUCGGCUCGGACAACAAGGCGGUCCCGGGCUUGUAUGCUGCUGGUGAGGUCGCCGGCGGCGUGCACGGCAACAACCGCCUGGGUGGCAACUCCCUGCUGGACUGCGUGGUGUUCGGCCGCGUGGCCGGCAAGGCAGCUGCCAAGUACAUGCUGGGUGCGGACAUGAAGGACGUGGACCUCAAAGAGAUCACCGGCGGCGGCCUGACCGGUGCUGUGGAGAGCUCCAAGCUGGCCGGCGGCUCCUACGAGGACAAGAUGAACUCUGCCGCGGCGCCUGCCGCAGGUGCCGCACCCGCGGCCGGUGGCGGCGGUGGCGGGGGCAUGACCCUUGCCGACGUUGCCAAGCACAACACCAAGGCGGACUGCUGGGUGGUGGUCGACGGCCAGGUGCUGGACGUCACCAGCUUCUUGUCGGAGCACCCCGGCGGCGAGCUGGCCAUCCUCACCUUCGCCGGCAAGGACGCCACGGAGGAGUUCAACAUGAUCCACCCUCCGGACGUGAUUGGCAAGUACGCCCCCGACUCCGUGAUCGGCAUGAUCGGCGGCGGUGGUGGUGGAGGCGGUGCUGUGGCUGCUGCCGGCGGAGGCGGCGGCGGUGGUGGCGGCAUCCCCAUGACGGAGGUGGCCAAGCACAACACCAAGGCGGACUGCUGGGUCGUGGUCGAUGGCCAGGUGCUGGACGUCACCAGCUUCUUGUCGGAGCACCCUGGUGGCGAGCUGGCCAUCCUCACCUUCGCCGGCAAGGACGCCACGGAGGAGUUCAACAUGAUCCACCCUCCUGACGUCAUCGGCAAGUACGCCCCCGACUCCGUGAUCGGCGCCGUGGGCUCUGGCGUGGCUGCCGCAGCCAGCGCCGCCCCCAAGGCCGGCGGCGGCGGGCCCAUCAGGAAGGACACGGGCAGCAAGCUCGGCAACCACCAGGCUUGGGGCCAUCUGGACGGCGCGAACAACUGGCGCGUGGACCUGGACGAGAACCCAGGCGUCCUGCUCAUCAACGUGAAGUCCUACUUCAACGCGACCUGGUUCUUCCUUCUCGCGGUGUUGUACGAAGUUUGUGCCACGAUUUUCUCCGCCAAGAACAUCAAGAUCUCCAACGACCGAUUGGGUCUGACGCGCAGCGCCAUCUUGCUGAUCUUGUUCAUCGUCAUCCACGCAGUGGGAAACCUCCACGUCUUCAAAGGCCCGGAUGAUUUCAACGGCUACGGCUACUUCUACGUGCGCCUCUACUGGACGGGCUUCGGCCUGCCGGCCAACAUCGUGGAGGAGUACAUUCUCCUGUCCGUGCUGCUCCACGUCUUCGUGGGCCUGAAGCGAACCUGGGACAUGAAGCUGGCGCUGGUGCAGACUCAGGGCAUCAACGUCCUGAACCUGGCCAUCUCCGGCCUGAUGCUCCUGACCUUCAUGACCAUCCACCUCUUCCAGUUCCGCUUCGGCGACACCGACCAGUUCGGCCCCUACUACAUCCGGCCGCCACCUUACCUCAUCAACUUCUGGGGCAUCUCCUCCCUGAACCUCUUCUGGACCAGCGAAGACAGCAUCGAGCCCGUCGGCGUGCGCGACAUCUACGCCCUGGAGUUUCAAAUUUUCAAGAACCCACUGUGGUCCUUCUUCUACAUCUUCUCAGUGUUCAUCUUCAUGUACCACGCCUGCGUUGGCUGGAAGAAGGUGACGCCCGUGCUUGGCAUCCCCAGAGGCCACAUCUGGCGGGUGGAGCUCAUCGGCUACGGCAUCAUGAUUGUCAUGGGCCUGGUCUAUAUCUCCUUCCCGCUCUACGUCAUGGCCACCAAGCCCUUCGGAGGGCCUCUCCGCCGCUUGGAGAUGCUUCGAGUUUGGGCCGUGUCGGGCAAGGAGCUCGCGGCAAUCCCGGUGGAGGAUCUGAGCAACGUCUGGGCCCUGAAGCAGCAGCUGCGCGAGGUCUGCGAGCACCCGGCGUCGCUCCAGCAGCUCAUGCAUGAGGGCGCCUCUUUGGAGGAUCGCGUCCGGUUAGAUGCGCCCAUGGACGUUCAGCUGGUUUUGCUGCCCUGGGAUCGGACUUUUGAGCAGAAGCGCAAGAUUUCGUCAGAGUUAUGGGAAGGCUGCGACACAGGCCACGAGAAGCUUGUUCGGAUUGUGCUGAAAACCGGAGUGGGCAUGGGGUGCCUUUACUUCAACCCUUCUGACCAUGUCUACUACUAUCCUCUGGAUGUGGCGUCUCGCAAUGGCCAUGUGGAAGUUGUUCGGGUUCUGCUAGCGCAUGCUUAUCCGACGUCCAUCGACGUGGGAAGCAGUUUGGAGAAGGCAUCCAGCAAUGGCCACGUGAAAGUUGUUCGGCUCUUGCUUGAAGCCCCAGAGGCUCUUCGUGACAUCCUUGACAUCUUCUGGAUCGGCCACUCUCUUGAGGCGGCAUCUGCGAAUGGCCACGCGGAAGUUGUGAGCCUUCUGUUGGGAGCGCUGAGCAGCAGAGCGGAGGCAGGUCGACAAAGCUUCGGCGAUGAGAUGGGCAGGUGGAAAGAUCGAGCUCUUUGUAUGGCAUCUUACAGAGGCCGCGUGGAAGUCACCCGGCUCCUGCUGGCAGCUGGUACGGCUCCGGACUCCCGCGACAGGGCGCUCUGCAAAGCCUGCGGUGGAGGCCACGCGGAGGUCGCCAGCUUGCUGCUUGCGGCGGGCACACGACGGCACAAGCGCUCCAGGGCUCUUGUCAAGGCCUGUGGCCGAGGCCACGUAGAAGUCACACAGCUCCUGUCGAAACCGGGCGUUGCCACUCACAAGGACCUGCGCAGGGCCUUUGCUCAAGCAUCAGGCCGUGGACACCUGGACGUUGAGCGCGUCCUGAGGAAGGCCUCUGCCACCCUGAAGGCGGGCGAGAGCACGCUUGCCCAAGGCCUGGGGCGCCGCUUGAAGGUUUUGCAAGUGGAGACCAUGGCGUCCUCCUUCCCCACCAACCAAGCGAUUGUUGUCGGUGGCGGCCUGGGAGGCAUGUCUGCCGCAAACACCGUCGUCGAGCACGGCGGAAGGGUGGUUUUGCUUGAUAAGUCAUCUUUCUGCGGUGGCAACAGCACCAAAGCCACCUCCGGCAUCAACGGCGCAGGCACGAAGACGCAGAAGGCCAAGGGCAUCCCCGACAACGCAGACAUCUUCACCCAGGACACCUUGAAGGGCGGUGCCAAGAAGCCCGAGUUGGCCAAGCUGCUGUGCGUUAACAGCGCUGCAGACGUGGAUUGGCUGGUGGAGAAGUUCAACCUGGACCUGUCGCUCGUGGCCCGUUUGGGCGGCCACUCCCAACCCCGUACCCACCGAGGCAAGGAGCGCUUCCCCGGCAUGACCAUCACCUACGCCCUGAUCCAGAUGCUGGAGAAGGUCGCGGAGAAGACGGACCUGGCGCGCAUCAUCACGAAGGCCAAGGUCUUCAAGCUCGUGACGGAGGGCAAGGCCUGCGUGGGCUGCGUCUACGAGAAGGGCGGCCAGAACUUCCAGGAGUUCGGCCCCGUGAUCCUCGCAUCAGGCGGCUUCGGCGCCGACUUCACCCAGAACUCCCUGCUGGCCAAGUAUCGCCCGGACCUGCUGCACCUGCCCACCACCAACGGCGAGCACUGCACAGGCGACGGCAUCAAGAUGGGCGAGGCCAUUGGGGCCAAGACGAUUGACCUCGAGUGGGUGCAGGUCCACCCAACCGGCCUGGUGAAGCCGGACGACGCGGACGCCAAGAUCAAGUUCCUGGCUGCGGAGGCCCUGCGCGGCGUGGGCGGCAUCAUCCUCAACGCGGAGGGCAAUCGCUUCUGCAACGAGCUGGGGCGCAGAGACUACGUCACCGGCGAGAUGUGGAAGAGCAAGCCGCCCUUCAGGCUUUGCCUGAACAAGGCCGCGUCGGAUGAGAUCAUCUGGCACUGCAAGCAGCUUCAGCUGAGAAUGGCAAAGGUCAUGAAGUACUACUCGAGUGGCGAGGAUCUCGCGAAAGACAUGGGUGUGUCCCUGUCCGUGAUCGAGAAGGCACACGAGGACCUCAUGCGCCGCUUGGUAGGAACACUUCAGCAACAAGAGGAGCACUACCAGGCAGCCAAGAAGACGGAGUCGGACCCCGAUGGAGGCAGCUGGCCCGCGUAUCCCUCCGGCAAGUCCUGGGAUGAGGCCAGUGGCAAGACCGGCAGCGGCAAGAAGUUCUACCACAACAUCAUUCCGGGCUCCGCGGUGAAGAGCGAGUCCUUCUACGUGGCCAUCAUCACGCCGGUGAUCCACUACUGCAUGGGCGGCCUGCUCAUCGACACGGACUCCGCAUGCAUCGGCUCGGACAACAAGCCGGUCCCGGGCCUGUAUGCUGCUGGCGAGGUCGCCGGCGGCGUGCACGGCAACAACCGCUUGGGUGGCAACUCCCUGCUGGACUGCGUGGUGUUCGGCCGCGUGGCCGGCAUCGCAGCCGCCAAGUACAUGCUGGGUGCGGACAUGAAGCCGGUGGACCUGAAAGAGAUCACCGGCGGAGGCCUGACCGGCGCCGUGGAGAGCUCCAAGCUGGCCGGCGGCUCCUACGAGGACAAGAUGAACUCUGCCGCAGCGCCUGCCGCAGGUGCCGCACCCGCGGGCGGUGGCGGCGGCGGUGGCGGCGGCAUCACCCUUGCCGACGUUGCCAAGCACAACACUAAGGCGGACUGCUGGGUGGUGGUCGAUGGCCAGGUGCUGGACGUCACCAGCUUCUUGUCGGAGCACCCCGGCGGCGAGCUGGCCAUCCUCACCUUCGCCGGCAAGGACGCCACGGAGGAGUUCAACAUGCAGCUCGGCAGACCAUGCAACAGGCAGAUCCAUCCUCCCGAUGUCAUCGGCAAGUACGCACCCGACUCGGUGAUCGGAAUGAUCGGAGCCGGAGGCGGCGGCGGCGGCGCCGUGGCGGCUGGCGGUGGCGGCGGGGGUGGUGGCGGCAUCACCAUGGAAGAGGUCGCCAAGCACAACAGCAAGUCGGACUGCUGGGUUGUGGUGGACGGACAGGUCCUGAACGUCACCAGCUUCUUGUCGGAGCACCCCGGUGGCGAGCUGGCCAUCCUCACCUUCGCCGGCAAGGACGCCACGGAGGAGUUCAACAUGAUCCACCCUCCGGACGUGAUCGGCAAGUACGCGCCAGACUCCAUCAUUGGCAAGGUGGGCUCCGGGGCUCCUGCAUCCGCGCCCGCAGCCUCCGGCGGAGCAGCGGCCCCGCUGCUGGACAAGGGUGGACACAAGGGCAAAGAUUGGAGUCGCUCGGAGAAGAACCGGGACCUGCGCAUGAAGGGCGAGGGCAAGAUUGGGGGAUGGAUUGGCGCUAUCUGCUAUAUGGUCUUGGGCUUCAUGAAGGAGAUCCUCUUCACCAUCGUGCCGCAGAGCAACGUGACCAUCACCGGCGACCGCGUUGGCCUCACCCGCUCGGCGAUGUUCCUCUUCAUCUUCAUCAUCAUCCACGCCGUGGGAAACCUGCACGUCUUCCUUGGCCCGGACGACUUCAACGGCUACGGCUACUUCUACGUGCGCCUCUACUGGACCGGCUUCGGCUUCCAGGCCAACAUCGUCGAGGAGUACAUCCUCCUGGCGGCCCUGCUUCAUGUCUUCGUCGCCCUCAAGAGGACGUGGGACAUCAGCAUCAACUACACUGUCGCGUCCGGUAAGUUGAACCUGGCGUUCUCCGGGAUCACCCUCCUCACCUUCAUGAUGAUCCACCUCUACCAAUUCCGGUUCGGUGACACCAAGCCCUGGAAGUUGUGCCCGCCGCCCUACCUGCUGAACCUGAAGACGCUGCUCCAGCUCAGGCUGAACCUCUUCUGGGUGGACGAUCCCGGCUGCGAGGCGGUGUACGUCCGCGACAUCUACCGCAUGGAGUUCGAGAUCUUCCAGUCCUUGGGCUGGGUGCUCUUCUACCUGGCGGCCGUGAUCAUCUUCAGCACGCACAUGUGCCUCGGCUGGCAGAAGGUUGUGCCCGCGCCAGCCUUGGAGAUCCCCAAGAAGUACCACAGCCGGGCCAUCCACAUGGGCUACGUCUUCACCUUCUUCAUCGCCCUGGUCUACGUCAGCUUCCCGCUCUACACCCACAUCUUCUCCAUGUCCUCCGGCAGCAUGAGCGUCGAGCCGGCGCAGCCGUAG
Molecule: messenger RNA, 7383 nt
Organism: Symbiodinium natans
Lineage: Eukaryota; Dinophyceae; Suessiales; Symbiodiniaceae
Source: the annotation of a GenBank genome assembly